AUGCAAUCCCGGCUUUGCGAAACAAGUUCUUUUUUGGCCGCAAAUAUGGCAUCACAUCACGGGAGUACUCAAUCGGAACCGGCAGAAAUUGAACAGAUAAUUACUGAAACUUCUGCUAAAAUUCUUCAUAUAAUACAUGAAUCGCGGGGCUCGUAUGUUUCAUCUCGUAAUUAUAGCAGUGAGCAAUUUUUGUCAUCCCCAUCCCCCCCCUCAUCAUCAUGUUCCUCAUCGAGUUUUGGGCUGAGGGAUAAGUCGUUUAAACUAGCACUUAGGGACUGCCCUGCGGCACUGGAGAACAUAGGUUUUUGGCAUCAGAGUAAUUUCGAACCCAUGAUUGUUGACGUGAUUCUAGUGCGAAGGUCAGGCAAUUGGGACCCUGUGAAUUAUUUCCCGAAAAAAGGGUUUGCAACAGAUUUGUCUGGCAAAGAGCGGUACCAUUACAGUUCUGAAAAUGAUGAGAUUGACAGUGAAAAGAUUAUUGAGAGGUGGGUUCUACAGUAUGAGAGUAAGCAAAGUGGUGACAAUUGUGGUGGUGUGAUGGGGAAUAAGAGAGCAACUUGUGCUAUUUCAGAUGCACUAUAUAAGAAGUCAAUAAUGUUGUUAAGGUCUUUGUACGCGACUGUGAGACUUUUGCCGGCUUAUAAGGUUUUUCGUGAUCUCAUUUCGUCAGCCCAAAUUAGGGGAUACAAUCUUUGUCACCGGGUGUCAUCAUUUGUUGAGCCGUUCACGAGUAGAGAAGAGGCAGAUAUGCAAAGCUUUGUUUUCUCUCCACUUAACACUGCUUGUGGUAGUCUUUGCCUCUCAGUGAUGUAUUGCUCAUCAGAGUUGGAUAUAAUUUCUGAGCCCUCCACCCCAAUUUCUCCACAAGUCAUUCACGAAUAUGUUGGGAGCCCAAUGGCAGAACCACUUAAGAGGUUUACACCUGGUCCUGUGCCUCAAUGCUCCACGUCGACGUCUCCUUUUGGGAGACGUCAUAGCUGGAGAAGACCAGGGUCAUUUGAUCAGCCUGGUGGACUUUAUCCAGUUGGAAAAUCUCAAGAUGCUGCUGCUCCUUUUCACAUGCUCAAUAAGGUACCCCCUCUUCGCCCAGACAUCUCUAUCACGACUAAUUUGGUGCAGGAUUCCAAGUCCGUGAUCGAAGAAUUUUCUCUAGAGUCACUGUUGGAGGACUUUGGUUCUUUGAAUCUCUCAUCCUCUGGACUCGCUUCUACCAAAACUACAGCUGAUGCAUUUACAGAGCUCGUGGAGUACAAGAAAAUGAAAGAAGUACUGCUGAAGCAGGGUAAAGGAACUCAGGCAUAG
Fraxinus pennsylvanica is the source of this 1302-nucleotide messenger RNA. The record is from the annotation of a GenBank genome assembly. Lineage: Eukaryota; Viridiplantae; Streptophyta; Magnoliopsida; Lamiales; Oleaceae.